Miscanthus lutarioriparius is the source of this 1422-nucleotide messenger RNA. The record is from the annotation of a GenBank genome assembly. Lineage: Eukaryota; Viridiplantae; Streptophyta; Magnoliopsida; Poales; Poaceae.
AUGGCACCGCCGUCGAGGGCAGGGCACGCAGCUGCCGUCGUUUCCGUGUCCCUCCUCAUUCUCGCCGUAGCACCGUCGUCCACCACCGGUAUCGGCGUCAACUACGGCACCAAGGGCGACAACCUCCCGCCGCCGGCCACGGUGGCGUCGUUCCUGGCCAACCGCACCCGCAUCGACCGCGUGAAGCUCUUCGACACGAACCUGGACAUGGUCCGCGCCUUCGCCGGCACGGGCAUCGCGCUCAUGGUGACCGCGGGCAACGGCGACAUCCCCAAGCUGGAGACCAAGGACGGCGCGGCGGCGUGGGUGGCCUCCAACGUGGCGCCGUACUACCCCUCGACGGACAUCUCGCUCGUCCUCGUCGGGAACGAGAUCAUGGACACGGGCGACAAGGCGCUCAUCUCGAACCUGGUGCCCGCCAUGCGCUCGCUCAAGGCGGCGCUGGUGGCGGCGGGUUUCCCCAAGAUCCGCGUCUCCACGCCGCACUCCCUGGGCAUCCUGGCCGGCGCGUCGGAGCCGCCGUCCGCUAGCCGGUCGCCGUUCAUGGUGAACCCGUACCCGUACUUCGGGUACAACGGCGCGACGCUGCCAUACGCGCUGGCACGGCCCGACAACCACCUGGGCGUGACGGACCCCGGCACGGGCAUCACGUACACCAGCAUGUUCGAGGCGCAGCUGGACUCGGUGUUUUCGGCGAUGAAGAAGCUCGGGUUCGACGACGUGGAGAUCGCGGUGGGCGAGACCGGUUGGCCGACCAAGGCGAUGGACGGGCAGAUCGGCGUGAGUAACGCCGAGGCGGCAGAGUACAACCGGUACCUCAUCGGCGAGGCCGGCGGCGGGUCGGGCACGCCGCUGAUGCCCAAGCGCACGUUCGAGACGUACAUCUUCGCGCUCUUCAACGAGAACCUCAAGCCCGGCCCCGUCGCCGAGCGCAACUUCGGCCUGUUCUACGCCAACCUCACGCCGGUGAAGACAGGGGCUGCACCGGCGCCGGCGCCGGCAGCCACUCUGGCGUCCGCCCCUGAAUCCAAGGCUGCCAAGAAAGAUGACGUGGAGGCGGCCACGGCACCGGAAGAGACGGCCGCAUCCGCGUCGGCGCCUGCGCCGUCGUCUGUGGACGACGAAGGUUCAUCCGAGGCCACCGGACCAUCGCCGUCGUCAGAGGCGCCAUCUCAGAGUGAUUCGACCGACGAAGACAAGACGCCGGAGGGGGAAGGAGGGGAUGCGCCGCCACCGGCGACGGCAGCGUCCAGCGGGCCGGCCGAUGAGUCGUCGGAGACAGCAGCAAAGGACGGCGAUGCUGCUGAAAGCGGCGGUAAAACGCCGGCGCCGGCGGGAGCAGCGUCUCACGGCAGCAACCUCCGAGUGCCCGUCUCGUCCGUCCUUACAAUUGCUCUGUCGUCUCUACCUCUUGGCAUCUAA